AUGUGCGCGGGGCCGUCGGCCGGUCAAACACACGAGUCUUAUCGGACAAGCGUAUGCAAAGGCCCUGCAGGUGACCCUUUUUCGGGUAAUAGAGGGGGCGACAGUUUGCGAGACAGGCGACAAGAAAACGAAGACGGACAGGUGAAGAUCGCUAAGAGACACGAGGCGCUGCGCCUGACAGCGAGGACCGAUAUGCCCCUAAAUGCCCCUAAAGCAGCCUGGCGGAGAAUGCGGCUGGUGGGCGAGUGGGGAGGACCACUUGCACAGAGCCGACUGCAAGGAGCCACAGAAAAAGGCCACCAGACGGGCUACGUCAUCCUGCGCCCACUGGCGGACGCACAGGCGGUCCGGCAGGGGAAGUGGGGUAUGGCGGCGGUGUAA
Messenger RNA from Sporothrix schenckii 1099-18, 381 nucleotides. RefSeq lists its product as uncharacterized. The transcript has 2 exons. The record is from RefSeq and is a predicted model, not a curated record. The coding region runs from base 1 to 381 and encodes 126 amino acids. NCBI's taxonomy places the organism in Eukaryota, Fungi, Ascomycota, Sordariomycetes, Ophiostomatales, Ophiostomataceae.